Messenger RNA from Cinclus cinclus, 3036 nucleotides. RefSeq names its product DEAH-box helicase 33 (gene DHX33). Gene Ontology annotation, molecular function: ATP hydrolysis activity; RNA binding. Gene Ontology annotation, cellular component: intracellular anatomical structure; nucleolus. NCBI's taxonomy places the organism in Eukaryota, Metazoa, Chordata, Aves, Passeriformes, Cinclidae. The record is from RefSeq and is a predicted model, not a curated record. Gene Ontology annotation, biological process: positive regulation of transcription by RNA polymerase I.
AGGGUGGGGGGUUUACAGGUUUUUUGGUCUGUUUUUUUGGGGGGGGACAGUUUUGUUUCUAGAACAGACUUUUAGCGCUCCUAGAGAGCAAGAACGAAAGUGUUUUGGACAGUGUUAGAUUGAGCAUAGGUUCUGAAGCAGGAAUUAGAUCAAAACUUUAGUUUUGUGGGGUUUUGUUUUUGAUUUUUUUUUAGUUCAGUGUUUGAGAACCCCUCCCUAGCUUGUUAGCGGAACAAGUCCUGAAUGGCACAUGUCCCGACCCUGCCUGCAGCAGGCUCUCUGCCCUCCUUGCCUGCAUUUUACUGCCGUUUGGGGUCCGUCAUUUCUCCGAGGGGCUCUCGGAGCCGGGAUCGCUGCAAAUGGCGGUGGCGUCGGGACUACAACUCCCAGGGUGCUCCGCGCGGCGUCGCGCGAUGACGUCAUCGCGGCGCCAGGGAGCGGCGACGGGACGGGAGCGGAGCGAACGGCGACUGGCGAUGGCUCGGGACAGCGAGGGGCCUCCGGCCAAGCGGUUCAAGGCGGCGACCCCCGGCACGCAGCCCCAGAGCUCCGCGCCGCCCGCACACGUGCAGCGCCGCUCCCUGCCCAUCUACGGAGCCCGCGGGCCGCUGCUGGCCCGGCUCCGCCGCCUCGACACCGCCGUCCUCAUCGGAGAAACAGGCUCAGGGAAGACCACUCAGCUCCCUCAGUACCUGUACGAAGUCGGGAUUGGCCACCCUGGUGUGAUUGCUGUGACCCAGCCCCGCAGGGUGGCAGCUGUCACCCUGGCUGCCAGAGUCGCUGAGGAGAGGAGGACAGAGCUGGGGAGGCUGGUUGGCUACACCGUGCGCUUCGACGAUUGUUCGUGUGCCGAGACCAGGAUCCGGUUCCUGACGGAUGGGAUGCUGCUCCGAGAGGCCAUCGGGGACCCUCUGCUGCACAAGUACAGCGUGGUCAUCCUGGACGAGGCCCACGAGAGGACAAUCCACACGGAUGUGCUCUUUGGAGUGGUCAAAGCCGCACAAAAGAGGCGAAAGGAGCGGGGCCUGCGGCCACUGAAAGUGAUCAUCAUGUCAGCCACGAUGGAUGUUGACCUGUUCUCCCAGUACUUCAGUGGAGCUCCUGUCAUCUAUCUGGAAGGCCGGCAGCAUCCCAUUGAGAUCUUUUACACCAAGGAGAGGCAGAGUGACUACCAGCAGGCAGCACUGGUGUCCAUCUUCCAAAUCCACCAGGAAACCCCUGCGUGCCAGGACAUACUGGUAUUCCUGACUGGUCAGGAAGAAAUUGAAGCAAUGACCAAAACCUGUCGAGACAUUGCCCAGCAUCUUCCUGAGGGCUGCCCACGGAUGACAGUGCUGCCCCUUUAUGCUUCUCUGCCCCAUUCCCAGCAGCUCCGUGCCUUUAAACCCAGCCCUGAGGGCUGUCGCAAAGUGAUCCUCUCCACCAACAUCGCAGAAACCUCCAUCACCAUUGCAGGGAUAAAAUUCGUUGUGGACACAGGCAUGGUCAAAGCCAAGAAGUACAGCCCUGAAACUGGCCUGGAAGUGCUGGCAGUGCAGCAGGUGUCCAAGGCUCAGGCUUGGCAGCGCACGGGGAGAGCAGGGAGACAGGAGAGUGGGAUCUGCUACCGGCUCUACACAGAGGAGGACUUUGAGAAGUUUGAUGAAAUGACAACACCUGAGAUACAGAGGUGUAACCUGGCCAGUGUGGUGCUUCAGCUCUUGGCCCUGAAAAUUCCCAAUGUGCUCACCUUUGACUUCAUGUCCAAACCAUCUCCUGAUGCUAUUCAAGCAGCAGUUGAUCAGCUGGACCUGCUGGGAGCUGUGACCCAAAAGGAAGGUCAGCUUGUCCUGACCCCCCUGGGAAAGAAAAUGGCAGCGUUUCCACUGGACCCAAAGUUCUCCAAGGCCAUCCUUCUGUCCCCCAAGUUCCACUGUGCAGAGGAGAUCCUGACCAUCGUGUCACUGUUAUCAGUGGACAGUGUCCUCCACAACCCCCCUGGCCAGCGUGAUGAGGUACAAGCUGUCAGGAAGAAAUUCAUCUCCAGUGAGGGGGAUCACCUGACCCUGCUCAACGUGUACAGGGCCUACAAGAACGUCAGUGGGCACAAGGGAUGGUGCAGAGAGAACUUUAUCAACGGCAGGAACAUGAAGCUGAUGGCAGAAGUCAGAGCUCAGCUCAGGGACAUUUGUGUGAAGCUGUCGAUGCCGCUGGAGUCGUGCCGCGGGGACAGCGGGAGCGUGCGGCGCUGCCUGGCCCACGGCCUGUUCAUGAACGCGGCCGAGCUGCGGCCCGACGGCUCCUACGGCACCGUGGACUCGCACCAGCUGGUGGCCAUCCACCCCUCCUCGGUGCUGUUCCACUGCAAGCCAGCCUGCGUGGUGUACAACGGGCUGCUGCGCACCAACAAGUGCUACAUGCGUGACCUGUGCGUGGUGGAUGCGGAGUGGCUGCACGAGGCUGCGCCCGACUACUUCCGCAGGAAACUCCGGACGGCCAAAAACUGACCCCCAGCUUUGGGACCAGCUGCAUCAGCUUCGCCUUGGAAAUCUUACAUUAUUUUUUUUUUUUUUUAAAUAUAUGCAUAACCAUGUUUUUUAUAGGCAGGAUAAUUUAAGCGUGUUUAAGGAAGGGGAAGGGUAUUUAUUUAGAUUGGGUUUAUGUGGGUUUUUUUCCAGAAUAAAGAAGUGAUGGUGAAAAUCUGAAUCCUGCGUGUUGUUUUGUGAGGCACAGAACAAAGCAUGGGACAGUCCAGCACCAGUCUGGUGUUUAGAGUUCUCAAGGGAGUGUGUUUAUAGUCAGCAGUCUGGGCUUAAAGAUAUGAAGGUAGCACAGUGAAUCUGUGAUUCUUGUGCAGAAUGGACUCCACCAUUUACAUGUGUAGUGUUCUGAUGCCUGUGGGGAGUCGGGAGUUAAAAUUCCGGUCCUUUGCUGGGGUAGUAUCAAUUUGCCGGGGUGGUAGGGAUGCUGUCCUGCUCCUGCCUUGCAGUGAGCAGCAAACGGGCCUGCUGUGCUUCUCCUCAAUAGAGGCACUAUUGCCAGCUUUGUGACAAAGGG